Messenger RNA from Lolium rigidum, 1269 nucleotides. RefSeq lists its product as uncharacterized. The coding region runs from base 1 to 1269 and encodes 422 amino acids. NCBI's taxonomy places the organism in Eukaryota, Viridiplantae, Streptophyta, Magnoliopsida, Poales, Poaceae. The transcript is spliced from 2 exons. The record is from RefSeq and is a predicted model, not a curated record.
AUGGUUAAACCUAUCUCGCUUCAAUCUUUAUUUUCCCCAGCAAGAUUGCUAUUUGGCCGAGUGGCAUGUCACCGUCGAUGUGCCGAAAGCGGCGUUCGGCCGUGGCUGCGUGCGGCAUGGGCGUCUCUUCAGGCAGAUUUAGUUCGCCUGAUCGGGUCGAGGGUGCUAGCGGGCGACCUGAUGGACUACGUCCGGUUCCGGGCCGUUUGCCCCCAUUGGCGGUCUAGCUCAGACUGUCCACGCGGCCGCGGCGUCGUCGACCCGCGCUUUCACCCUCGCCGGUGGAUGAUGCUGCCCGAGGGCCACGGCCUCUACCCUGGUCACGGCAAGCUACGUGGUUACAUCCGCUUCUUCAACCUCUCCACAGGCGUCAUCGUCCGCGUCCUGCUCCCGCUUUUCAGGAACCACUGCAUCCUCGACUCAGUCGAUGGUCUCCUCCUGCUGCAACGGGACGAAGACACCGUCAUCCGCCUCCUCCACCCCUUCACUGGUGACAUUGUAGACCUCCCGCCACUCGCCACCCUCAUGCGUCUUCCUAAAGCCAACUUGAAUGUCAGAAAGACCUGGUUCUAUUUCAGAAACAUAUGUGCUACCGCCGUCAGUGUUAAUGCAGGUGGAGUCAUCACUGUCAUGCUUGUACUUAAGAAGCUAGCGAUGUUAGCUUUUGCUACCUCCAGGGACCAUCAAUGGAAUGUUCCAACCUGGAGGCUCUCGCCAACUUGGAAGCCAAUAUCAUUCCGAGGCAAGGUAUACAUGUUGGAUAAUCCCACACUUCGCAGCCCCGAUGGCCCUGGCGACACCCGGAUUGUCCAGAUCGACCCGCCCCAGUAUUAUGAGGGGAUGCCUACAGGUUCACCUACACAGAAGUUGGGUGCCACAUGCCCGAUCAGCAAAAUGCGUGCCCCUCGCUACCUGGCAGAAUGUGACUCAGAGAUCCUGGUUAUCGGGUUUCGGUACGGCCUUUCAUGUCACCCGUUAGUUUACAGAUUAUCUGACCUUAUCCUAGACAGGGUUGUCCCGGUAACUAGUAUCGGAGGCUACGCUCUGUUCAUUGAUGAAAGGAUACUGAGUGUCAGCACUAGCGCCGUCAACAUUGCGGGCGACUCCAUUAUAAGUGCUCAUCCCGGGAAACAGUAUUUGGGGCAGCGCCAACUCGGGUGCUCCACAUGGUCACAAGCAGCGGAUGGACAUAUUGCAAUCUAUGAGCAUUUGCUGUUACCUGUUGAGCUAAUUGUUUUACCACCUAUACCUACAGGAAUAAAGGAGUGA